GCUAUUCCUACACUCAGCUAUUCCUUGGGAUUUGGUUGACAAUUUUUUCUCGUGCUCUUCAUUCAUUCUCUUGCUUUUUGCAAUCCUUUACGUCCAUAGUCUAAGAACCGUUUGAUUUUCAAAUCUCUUCUUGACUUGCUAAAUUCGGAAGCUGGUUUAUCAGAUCAAAUCUUUCCAGACCUUUUCAUUUUGUGUCCUGUUAGAUAUCCACCUCUUGGUUAAUCUCGAUCUGUGCCACACUCAUAUCAUCCUUACUUCCCGUCACUAACUCUCUGAAUUCUUCCUCCCAAUAAUAUUGUCACAUCACUACUACAUUCUUUACACAAAUAAUGCCUUCACGAAUAUCAAGAGGAAAACAAUUUUUAUUGUUUUGUUCAUUUUCUUUACCUUUAAUAGUAUCAGCUGCAACGACAGAUACACCAACAAAAUGUUAUGUUAUAAAUGGACAACAUAAUGCCAAUGCAGGAUAUAGAUGUGAUAAUUCAACGACAGGUCAUAGCUCCUGUUGCGCAGCUGGUGCUAUAUGUUUUUCAAAUGGUGUUUGUCAACAGGCAAAUGGAAAUGUUCAAGACUACUUAAGAGUUGGAUGUACAGAUCCUACAUGGAAAGAUCCAGCUUGUUUAAAUCAGUGUACUAGUUAUGCUAGAAGUUCAACUGCUGGUAUAAGAUUUUGUAAUGGAGCUAUAACAUCAACAACAGAAUAUUGCUGUGAUACUGGCGCCUAUGGUGUAGGGAGUUUCGCCUGUUGCGAUAAUGACACAGAUAUAUUUAACAUCUCGCCCGUAGCCAAACUUCUCGCUCAAGUUCCCCUCGACUACACCUCAUCGUCUUCAUCAUCCUCGUCAUCUACAUCUUCUGCAUCUUCCGCAUCUUCCGCAACCACUUCAUCGGUAUCAACAACCACCACAUCCAGUUCAACCACAGCAGCAGCCUCCGAUUCGGCCGCCUCCCAAACAUCCACUGCUUCUGUCCCCUCCUCAACCUCAUCAUCUUCCUCUUCUAAUCACUCUGUCGCCAUCGGCGCCGGGAUCGCUAUUCCCUGUGGUAUUCUUGCUAUCGCUGCUCUUGGGUGGCUUUUAUGGAGAAAAAGACGUGCGUCAAAGCAACAGGCUAAUCAACUCCCUACUAAUGAAGCGGGAGCUCCCGGUCAAGGAUAUCAGCCUACAGAAGGAGCUUAUAUGCAAAACCAACACGGAAUGGCUGGGCAUGGAGAAUAUGGUCCGAGUGAAAUUGGAACCGGGUAUCCAAGAGGAAAUUUGGGAGAGGCGGGGGGGAUCGGGAUGGCGGAUAAGAAGGGUUAUUAUGCACCACAGCCGAGCGAGAUGGAACAGCCGAGAGCGGUGCAUGAGAUGGAUGGGGGACAUUUCAGGAGGUAAUGAUAUGACGGAGUGGAAUUAAGGUUUAAGGUCAAAGUUUAGGUUUUGGGUUUGGGAAGGUUGAUAUUAAUUCAGGGGCGGCAUAUGCGGGGUGUGUUCUAAGGACAAACAAUUCGACUCGACGCUGAAACCUGGAGGGAGCUGUUAUGAAAAAGAAGCGAAUCGAAUGCACAGGUCGUCAUUAUUCGACAAGGCACGUGUACUUUGCAAUCAAAUAUCACUCGAGAAAAAGAGGCACCCAGUCCCACCAAACGGAUACGUCAAGCUCGGAAUUCCGACAUACUCGCACGUUUGUACAUAUUUCAGCGCGCUUCUUGUUUUACGAUUUUAGGCGAUGCGCUAAGCGGCAUUAUACCUUUUUGCAGCGGCUUUUAUGAUGGGAAAGAAAGAAGGAGUUAUGAUUAUUUAUUGUUGUAACUUUAUUUAUAUUCAUGGGGAUGAUGGAUUGGCAAACAAGAAUUUAAUCAUUACAUUGUUACUUUGAGGAAGAUAUUUUUGGUCAGUGAUGACCUAUCUGUCUGAUUUGGUGUCUGGAGGUUUUCUGGGUGAGGAUAUCGGGUGAAUGGAUAAUAGUUUAUUAUAGGGGGCUAGGGGAGAGGAAAAGGGAGUGAGUAUCUAGGUGACCAGAUCUUUGGGGUUGGAGUGGAAGUAUAAAUUGAUACUGAAUCUUGUACAAAUUUUUCUCCAUAUUAUGUUUUGAGAAUUUCUCAGAAGGAAGUCAAGGUUCCGGUCAGAAUUCGUCCCAGACUGUUCGCUCGAACAUGGUAAUCAAGGAUAGUUUCCUCUUUGACAAUUAUCAGUGCAGAAUCUGGACUCCGGAGUAGAAUUCUAGUUGUUUUAAAAGAAGUGUUGGUAUUUAUUCUGAUUAUUGUACUGUUGCUAUUCUUAUUUCCAUUGCUUUGGGGGUUUGCAGAGGGUUUUCUUGUCAAUAUGGCAGCGUUAUUAUUACUUAUUCA
This is a messenger RNA of Botrytis cinerea B05.10, 2332 nucleotides long. RefSeq lists its product as hypothetical. The transcript is spliced from 3 exons. The record is from RefSeq and is a predicted model, not a curated record. The coding region runs from base 330 to 1376 and encodes 348 amino acids. NCBI's taxonomy places the organism in Eukaryota, Fungi, Ascomycota, Leotiomycetes, Helotiales, Sclerotiniaceae.